Molecule: messenger RNA, 3511 nt
Organism: Alligator mississippiensis (American alligator)
Lineage: Eukaryota; Metazoa; Chordata; Crocodylia; Alligatoridae
Gene: COPRS
Product: coordinator of PRMT5 and differentiation stimulator
Exons: 6
Coding region: 202-777 (191 amino acids)
Cellular component (GO): nucleus
Molecular function (GO): histone binding
Source: RefSeq, a predicted model, not a curated record
UUGUCUCGCGUUGACAGCCUCUUCCAUUUGGCAAAAAAAAAAGGUGCUUUGCUCCCUUUGCAGACUGGCCUUCAGCAGGAGAAGCCAAAGCCCUGCUCUUGCGGGCCCGGAGCCGGCUCCGCCCCGAGGCAGCGCCGGGCUGUCCCCGGCGGGAGUCCCGCACGUGCGGCCGGCUCCUCCCCGCGCCACGUGCUCGCCCGCAUGGACCCGCCGGCUCCGAGUAGCAGCAAGAAAACUGACCCAGGGGCUGUCUGUUAUUUUGCUGCAGCUGCUGGGCAAAACUGUCAAGGAACGAAUCAAAAUGAAAGUGAAAAUCUCGACUUACGCAGGUGGUUCAGAUCCUUACAUUUCCAGGAAACCAGUGAGGUAACAGCUGAUGGAAGUGACUUUUCCUGUCAGGAGGCAGCUCUUUUGAAAGGAAGGAAGACCACAAAUUGGUGGCCUCCAAAAGACAUUCCUGAUGGUGAAUCUCAACAGAGUGGAUUCCCCGGUAUCUCUUCCUGUCAAAAUGAUACCGCUGGUUUGACUACAGACAUGUCUGGAUCUUCUGCCGAAAGCACCGGUGACUCUGACGAUCAGAAUGACCUUCAGGAAUGGGAGCUGGAUACUGAAGUUAGCAGCGUGCCUGUUGCUGCAUGGUUUCCUGAGCUGAAAACUGACCCCAAGUAUGAGGAAGAGGAUUGGGAUAAAGAGCUGGAGGAUUCCAAAUGUAACCCGUAUGAAAGAAUGCUGGGUCUUGACGUGAUGGGCCACCCUGCUGCGCCGAUACGACUAUGAAGAGUUUUAGGGAGAAGUCAGUGGGACUUUGAAUAAAUCUUUUCUUUCCCUGGGAGGAAAACAUUGAUCAAAAAUAGAUGUUGUAUUACCUCCUGGGCCAAUCAGUGUGCGCCAUCCAAGCACGCUGUUAUUGCUGCUGGUGUUCCAGGGGUGCCAGGGACUCGCCGAGGGGGGAUGUACAGUGUUUCCGUCAUCCUGCCAAGCUUCCUCUGGAAGAGCCAAGAUUGCUGACAUGAGCAGAAGCUUGACCUGCAGAGAACGGUGCCAAGUAAUGUCUGCAAUGUGCUUUACACAAGGGUGUGCUAACCUCGGCAUUUUUCCCUAGCUAGAUCAUUCCCACAAAAACAACUUUCUCUCUUGUAGAUAUAGAGAGCUGGGUUUCCAAGCUCCGAUUUUAUCAAACAUGCCAGGUAGAAACGGUUUUGCAUCUCUACAACCUUAAAACAUAUCCAUUUCCAUUCAAACUGCAUAAAUUUAUAACAGUGGAGCCUUUCCUUUUGGGGGCAUGGGGAUGUGCAUGAUAAAUCUUGUGGCAAGCAGAGUGCAGUGUGUCAUAGCAUCGUUAUAUAUGACAAUUCACAGAUCAAACCUCAGCAAGAAGAUUUAUUGCCUGGAUUUGCUUAUCAUGAGUUUGGCCUAAAAUAUGGCUGGAGACAAUUUAAAAAGAGACAAAAAUAAAAGCAAAAUGCAUUAUUGGAUUAAUGGUAUAGAAAGACUCUUGGAAUGGCUUAUUUUAUAACCUUUCUUUAUGUAGUUUCUUUUAAAUGAGUUUAUAUAUAAAUCAUCGUUCCACGUACAGUAAAACAGGAGGACACUAUCAGAAGUUCUGCAUCUUUGCAGUUGGGAAGGAGCUGAUCUUAUAGCAAGGGGGUUGUUAGGAUUUGUAACUGUGCCACUGACUUGCUAUGGGACCAUAGGAAAAACACGUAAUUGCUGCGUGCCUCAGUUUCUCCACUGUAGAAACAGGGAUCUCAACAACAUAAUACAUAGUUCACAGGCAUGAUGCAAAGCUUCAUUUGUGUAAUGUAUUUUCCAGAUUUCCCCAGUGACAAUGAGAAAGUGUAAAAAACUUCUAAUAAUAAAUCUUGCUUAUAGGCACUCUUCUCUUUGCUGUCCACAUUUUAAGGCAAAAGGGACCUGUAAGAGAAAUGGCACUAACAGUUUAUUCAGAAUACCUCUCAAAAUCUGACUUGUUUCACCUUCAUACAUUCACAUGAUAAGUGGGAGACUUUUUACUUCGGAGUUACACUGUUAACUUGGUCACUUGACUGCACAUAAAAUCAGAUGCAAAAGUUGCUUAGUAAUGAUUACGAUCCUACACCUAGUGUAGCAAUUCUCUCAGAACAGCACUUUAUUAAUGAGCUGUGGAAAGUAUGUGCCCUGUGUCUGUACACAAUCAAGCCUUAUAGUGAAAACACUGGUGGAACUCGAGAUCUGACUCUGCCACAGACUUCCUGUAUGACCGUAAGCAAAUCACUUAAUCUAGCUGUGCCUCAAUUUUUCCACCUGCAAGAUGGGGAUAAUGAUACAUCCUGUUCACAGAGGGUUUGUGAGGAUGAACUCAUUAAUGUUAGUGAGGUGUUUGCAGACGUAUCCAGAUGUAUCCUGCUCCCACUGAAGUUAAUGGAAGACUUCCUAUUGACUUAAUAAGAAUAGAAGCUGUUACAAAUACUAGUUUUUUGGGAUCAGCUCCCACCUCCCUCCACCCUUAUAGUAUCAGUGCACAGAUGCAUUUCCUGUGGUAUUUAGGACAUGAAAUGUACUUCUGGCGCUACAUGGCAGAGGCUUGUUCUGUCUUAUUGCAUAUAUAGUUUUGGGAUACCAAGGAGGACUGACAGCACUCGAUCUGUGCCUGCGAGUAUCCUGUGAGUCCUCCUCUCCCGUGCAGGAAGUAGGGCUAUACCAGUUUGUCCCGCUGUCUUCACCCAUUGCUGGGGAGGGAUUCAAACUUCUGAUUUAGGACCCUAGGAGGCUUUAUUCACCUCCAGCUUAUGAUCAUUUCUGCUGUCACUGUCCAGUGUACAGGCCAUUUCUUGUCUAUAGCAUCUAUGGUAGAGCAAGGGACGGUAGUUAAUAUGACGUGGUAGUUGAACGCUGCAGCCCCGGACGUGGGCACAGCUGGCUGAAAAGGGGCCCUAGCAAAGACUUCCGAGGAAUGUGCUGAGUGAGGCGGGGGGAAAUUUCCUGAGCAAAUGGCUUAUUUGCUGAACUGUGCAGCCCAACCGAGACAAAAAUGAAAACAACGUUCAAAAGAAGGCAAACUUUUGUUUUGCGACUUUCUAAAUGAGCUGCUUUGACGACUUGUUUUGAAAACGGCAUUUCAUUAAAUUCUUAAGAGGCGCAGAUGAAGCUUAAAGAAAAUAUAACAAAUGAGUUUGUUUUCAUUUUUGUUUCUUUUUCCCUCCCGUAAAUUUUUGAUUUGGGUUAUGCCACAAUCCGGGGGGGGAUUGUUUCUGUUCUGUUUGGCUCCUGAAGCAAAAAAUAAAAUUAAAAUCAAUGUAUUUGCACACUUCUGAUGCAGAGUGGGUUUCCAGUUAUUUCCCACUGGUACCAUGUCAGGCCAUUCACUUUCCCCAGGGUUUGUGUCAUAAAUGUUCCUAAGCCUUGCAUAGGCCCUCAGGUAAUAGAGGCCUGUUUUACCAGCUAAGUGUAUGUAUGUCUAUUAGACAGGCUUGGUUUGAACCAGGGUGCAAAUUAAGUGGAAACUUGGGGGGGGGGGGGGUUCAGCCCCCCC